CCAAGAUUGCUGGCGACUUCACCCGGCGUUGGCAGUUCCCAAACUAUUUGGGGGCUGUUGACGGGAAGCACGUCGCCAUCACCUGCCCGCCGAAAUCUGGAAGUGCCUUCUUCAAUUACAAGGGUACUUUCUCCAUUGUGCUGAUGGCCGUGGUCGACAGCUCUUCGAAGUUCGUGCUGGUCGAUAUUGGGGCAGAGGGCCGCCAGAGUGACGGCGGAGUGUUCAAGAACACGAAGUUUGGGAAGGCCCUAACGGAAGGGCAGCUUGACAUCCCCUCACUGGGGCAGCUCCCAGGCACCACAAAGGUGGCGCCGUACGCUUUCGUCGGGGAUGAAGCGUUCCAGCUGCGGCGCGACUUUAUGCGCCCUUUCCCUGCUAGACUCCUUGAAGAUGAACGAAGAGUGUUCAAUUACAGACUAAGCCGAGCACGGAGGUGUGCUGAAAACGCCUUCGGCAUCACAGCGGCCAGGUGGCGCAUACUGCUCCGCACCAUUCAGCUUCUCCCCAAGAAUGUGGAUUAUGUAGUGAAGGCAGCAUGUAUACUGCAUAAUUUCUUAGCGGUCCUAAAUGAGGAAUCGGACCAGAUCCUCGACCAAGAGGACAGGUUCGGAAAUGUGGUUCCAGGACGGUGGAGGCAGGGCAUCCAGCAGACGUCGGGGCAGGGGCAUGUGGACCCCUGCUAUUUCCCGCUUCAGGGAUCCCAGUCACGGAACUUCAGUGCAGAUGCUGCGGAUGCCAGGACGCUUUUCUCGGCCUACUUUUGCAGCAGCGCUGGAGAGGUACCGUGGCAGUGGCACCAGCCCGGAGUCUCCAAACAAGGGGCCCUGAAGCGCUUGGAAGAGCAGGGGCUGCACCCAUUUUGCUGAAGCUAAACUUCUCCUUUAAUAGCAAAGACACCCUGAAUCAUGUUUAGCCAUGUAAUGUUGGCCCACUCAUAUUGCACCAUGCCUCAUAAUGCAACAUGCCUCAUUCUCUAUGCCCACGCUUUGUCAGCUCUAAGGACAAGAAGCACCACACUUCAGCUACUGUUUAAUUGCCGGAUCACUUCCAGAAUCUUCAUGUGCAUGCGCAAGUGGUCUUCCUCUUUUACUUUUCUCAUUGAUUUCACGAGCGACAAUGCAAAAUAAUGAUGGUCGUCCUGGUCCUCUAGACUGUAUGUAAGUUUUCCAAGGUGCUCUACAAGUAAACUG
Messenger RNA from Rhipicephalus microplus (southern cattle tick), 1190 nucleotides. RefSeq lists its product as uncharacterized. The record is from RefSeq and is a predicted model, not a curated record. Lineage: Eukaryota; Metazoa; Arthropoda; Arachnida; Ixodida; Ixodidae.